Molecule: messenger RNA, 2162 nt
Organism: Tuber aestivum (summer truffle)
Lineage: Eukaryota; Fungi; Ascomycota; Pezizomycetes; Pezizales; Tuberaceae
Source: the annotation of a GenBank genome assembly
AUGGAAUCAUCGCAAACACAAGCACAAGCUCAGCCUCCACUCCCGCCUUUACCCCCCUUACCUCCUCCCGCGCCUAUACAUCACCCCCGACAUUCAAGUAACGGUCUGAUUCAGCCCCCGCCUCCACACCUCUCGCGGCGAAAUAGUAACCAUGGCUCGGCGUCCUCACAUAGCUCCUCGUCGCCGUCUCCUCAUCGGAGAAUGCCAUCGAGACGGCAAACGAGCGAGCUGAUCCUUCCGGAAUGGCAGCCGGACGAAGGCGCGAACCGGUGUCCCAUCUGUCAUAACGCGUUCACAUUCUUCAACCGAAGACACCAUUGCAGGUAUGGGCGUUCAUGUAUCUCUUCUCGGUGUGGCGGUUCCGUCGGCUCAGUUGAUGUUUAGGAAAUGCGGACGAGUAGUGUGUAAUCCCUGCUCACCCCACCGAAUCACCAUCCCGAAAGCCUUCGUCGUCCAUCCCACUUCACAGACCCCAUGCUACGAGCCUCUUGCCUCGCGUGUGCCGGAUAGUCCCGGGGAUGCCGAUUACGAGGACAACCAAGUGAGGCAAGGGAGGAUCACGAUCACAGCUGGACCAGCUUCUCAGUCGUUUAUUUGGAAUUCGAGCUCCGGGGAUGAAGAUGAAGGGAUGCAAGUGCGGAUCUGCGAGCAGUGUCUUGGCAGGAGACCAUCGGAUUCGCACCACAGCCCGGGGAGGGGCGCUCCCGGGCCGAUCCCCGGGGGCAACGGGGGUGGGGGGUGGGUGAGCGGUUUUCUUGGAGGGGACAGCGGAGGGAUGGGCGUUCCGACUCCACCCCCGGGUAGUAGAGAUGUAAACCGACGACGAAGGCAGAAUGUAAACUACUCCUUGGAGCUAUGGGGGGACUAGGCUGACAUUCCCGCAGUUCCAAGGUGGAAGGUCCCUUCCGCACAUACACCACGCCGCCAUGUCCCCCAGUUCCCGAUCAGCGUACACGAACUACCAAGCUCCUCCAGCGCAUCACUACUACUCUUCUGCAUCCUCAUCGAGCUCCCUUCCGUCCCGUCGUGGCCAGCAACCGCACUACCCCCCCGCGCACUACCACCCUCCACAGCACUCCCGAAGUAGUAGCCAAAAUGUGCCAACUCACCCGCGCCUCAAGGAGACCGACUAUUGUCCAAUCUGUACGCACCCACUCCCGCCAGUGGAUCCAAACGGAAGUGAGGACGCAAGAGAGGAACACAUCCAAUCCUGCAUUCGUGCCGUUGAGUCCUCGGCAUCUCCCGCCAAUACCCCGACCACUGGAGCCCCUGCCGGCACCCCCAACCCCAACCCCCCCGGAACAAUUCGUCCACGGAGAUACACCGGUGGUGGCCGCAUGGUUGUGUGGAAAGCGAGUGAAAAGGACACUUGGGCAUCCGGGGGGGAAGCUGACGAGAAGAAAGGUGAAAGCGAGGGCGAUGAGCGGGAGAAGGCAGAAUGUGUAAUCUGUUUUGAAGAGUUCGAGGUUGGGGACGUGAUUGCCCGGUUGGAGUGUUUGUGUCGGUAUCAUAAGGUAACCUCCUCCCCCUGCUCUCGCCAGAUGAAUAACUAACAAGAGCACAACAGAGAUGCAUCCGAAUGUGGUUCGAAAAGAAAGGGAACGGCGAGUGUCCUGUACACGCUGUUCAUGAGUGAUAGACCUCUUCAUUCAUUCAUUCAUUCAUUCAUUCAUUCAUUCGUUCGUUCGUUGUUUCACGACUGGCUCCCUGCUAGCUCACUAAACCUAGGCGCAGGAUCAUCAUGAUCACAAUCUAUUUAUUUCUCAUCUCCCCUUCCUUGUUGGCCCCCUUACCGUGCCCCCGUGUGCUUACGCUAGCCGAUUUGGUGAGAGUCGCACUCUUUUGCUCAUGCGUUCGUUCGUUCACCGGGUGGUUUUGCAGGCGGUUGGGCGGGUAGUUGAAUAGCGUGUUUCGGCCUUUUGUUUCUUUUCUUGUUUCUCCGGUAAAGGUGUGUAUGAAGAUAUGUGUGAGCGGUUCACCUGUUGGAUGUAGCGUACAUUAGCUUGUAUGGGUAGAGUGUUCACGAGAAGACGAACUGGGGAGGAAGUGGUGGGGAUUAGCAUGUAAAUGAUAGGAGUGGGCUAGGGUUGGAUAGGGCGGGAUGUGUCGCUGAUUGUUGUAAUCUCGGCAUUUGUUAUAAAUUGAAGCAUGGGCUAUGUAUU